AACAUUUAUGUGUACUUUUACAUUACAGGAACCCAAGCAAUGAUGGUCAACAAAACAAUCCUGAAGGAAUUCAUUCUUGUAGGCUUCUCUGUUUACCCACAUGUACAGACUUGUCUCUUUGUGGUCUUCCUUUGCCUGUAUAUGGUCACUCUUGCAGGCAACCUGACUAUCAUGAGUUUGACUUGGGUGGAUAGAUCUCUCCACACUCCUAUGUACUUCUUCCUCGGUGCACUCUCCUUCUCUGAGACCUGCUAUACCCUGACUAUCAUCCCCAAGAUGCUGCUGGAUCUGUUAGACAAGGACAGCCACAUUUCAGUCACAGGCUGUGGCUUGCAGAUGUGUUUCUUCCUGGGCCUUGGUGGAACACAUUGUAUCCUUCUCACAGUGAUGGGGUAUGACCGAUUUCUGGCCAUCUGCAACCCCCUCAGAUAUCCUCUUCUAAUGACCAAUGUUGCAUGUGGACAACUUGUCGCCUCUGCCUGGAUUGGAGGUUUCUUCAUUUCUCUAAUUGAGACAUCACUGAUAUUCAGGGUGUCUUUCUGCAUACCUAACCUCAUCAGACACUUCUUUUGCCAUAUGAGGGCAGUUCUGAGGCUGUCCUGCACAGACAGUAACUUCACAGAAUUCAUUGUAACACUCAUGUCAGUGUCCGGUUUGCUGGGUACAUUCUUGCUCAUCCUCCUGACUUAUGUGUUCAUCCUUUCUUCUGUUCUCAAGAUUCCCUCAGUGCAGGCCACUAUAGUCAGAAACACAGAAAACAGCCUCCUCGCACUCCAUGUUCCUGCUGCACCAAAGACCAAGUAA
Molecule: messenger RNA, 804 nt
Organism: Mastomys coucha (southern multimammate mouse)
Lineage: Eukaryota; Metazoa; Chordata; Mammalia; Rodentia; Muridae
Product: olfactory receptor 10X1-like
Exons: 2
Coding region: 40-804 (254 amino acids)
Biological process (GO): G protein-coupled receptor signaling pathway
Cellular component (GO): membrane
Molecular function (GO): G protein-coupled receptor activity; olfactory receptor activity
Source: RefSeq, a predicted model, not a curated record